Molecule: messenger RNA, 7737 nt
Organism: Bursaphelenchus xylophilus (pine wood nematode)
Lineage: Eukaryota; Metazoa; Nematoda; Chromadorea; Rhabditida; Aphelenchoididae
Source: the annotation of a GenBank genome assembly
AUGAAUACGAACGGUUUGGGGAACAAUGGUGAAAAUGGAAUAAGCAAAAAAAGAAGGGGCAGCAAGAAGGGGAACAAGUUGAUCGACCUCAACGCCGAUGACAACAUUUCAAAUCCAUGGUUCAAAAAUAAACAAAAUAGUAAGAUUUUUAGGGUUUUUGUUGAUGUCCUAAUAAGGUGGGGCGGGAUGUUUUGAAAAAAUGAAAAAAAUCUAUGUUUUGAAUUUUCAAAAAAUUACUAUUAACAUCGUUCUUUUUGACAAUUUUUUAUUUACCAUUUGUGCAAAUUGACGUAGGUAUAGCUCAAACAAAAAAUAUACCCUAAAUAUAUAAUCAAAAUCCGAGAAGUUUAAAAACGCGUUUGCAAGUAUGUUUUUUUUGAAUUUGUACUUAAUGGAGCCAUAAAAACUUGUGAUAGGUAGGAAUAGCAGAUAUCUUUUCUGGUCAAGUCUUUCUUUUUCUCUUUGGGAUUAAUUACCUUUGAUAACCUCACGUUUUUACGAUUUCCUGAUGAUUUUUCUUCCAGGUUUAGAUGAAAUGGAUGUGUCAAAACAAAGUUGUGCCCAGCAUAAUGGAAAGGUAACGUAUUUUUUCCGUCCUUAUCGCGAGGUCAAUCAAAAAUUAAGAUGAAUUAAAAAUAAUUAUUUUCAAUUUCGUUUUAGGUCACUAACGGGACAAAAUUAGCGGACGCUGAACAGGCUUGGCCUAGUCUAAAAGAGGCAGUCCAAGAGGAAGCCGUCUUAAAUGGAGUGUGCCAGAAUGGACUUGUCCACAAACAGGUGAGGAAGCGGGUGUAACCAAGAGGAGGGAGAUUCGAUGACAUUCAACAGCUGCCUUUUGUAAAGAAAUCGUCGCUUUGGAGGGGGUUUGCGACAUUUUUAUUAGGAGCUUUUCGAAUAUCAUAAUCUCCUUUUCUCAUUGGUAUGUCCUAAAAACAGAAUGUUUUCUUACCUCGAAAUGUUUGGUACUUGGUCUUUCCGAGGACAUGAACCUCCUGAACUUUCUGUUUCUUAUUUUUUCUUUUCAAUCUUUCUUUCCCUAUUUUCAGCCCUGAUCAGCGCCAUCGGAAUGCAGAUCAGGUCAUUCCGAGUGGUUGUUGCUGAUUGUAUUCGAAUAUUUGUGCGCGGAACGACGUUUGUUCCAGCCGCAGGCCCGCGGGUUUAGGGUUCCUUUUUUCGUGUUUGUUCAAAGGACACAAUCAAUGUGAUCUUCUUACCGGAGUCUUGAGGCCAUGUGAUAACUGAAUGUCACUUCUUUUUCGCUUAUAAGAGCCCUCAGGGUCGGAACGGGAGGAAAGAUCCGGUGAUUUUCGAAAUUAGUUUUGGAAGAGAGUGAUUGUAUCAAUGCGGGGUUUGGGCCACCAGUUUCACUAUUUUCAACAAGAUUUUGUACGUUUGUUUUGAUCAGUGAUUGUCAGAAGAUGCUCUUUGUGGGAUCAUAAUUGCACCUUUGUUGCCCUCGGUAGAUUGUAAUCUUGUUUACCGCUAUAUUGAUUAUAAUGUUAUCCCUUUAUUACCUUUGGAGUAAAACGAUGACUUAUUUUUUAUUUUUUUAAGCCAAAAUCCAACGGAACUCACCCCGAGCAAACGGAAUCCCCUGAGGACGGUGAUUCUCGAUCCGCUUCCAAAAACGGUAAAUAUAGUUGGAAAAAGCUGGAUAUCGACAUUCACUACAAGAACCGAGAGACCGAUCGAGUCUCGCCGUCGGGCCCGGCCAAGCGCUCUCGCUACGACAAGUUUGGCAAGACGAGGACCAUACGAAGAUCGCGGAGGGAUGGGCAAGCAGCGAAAGAGAAUAAAACGGCGAAUACUGUGGUGACGGACGAGGAUGAAAACGAAGAACAGGACUACUGGUAAGAUUUUACGUUUUUGGAAACGUCACUUUUAGAAUUCAAAAUGAUCUCACAAAAACAUGAUGACUAAUUUAUCUGUCACUUCUUAAUUGCCUUUUUACUUUUUGGCCGUCUUUUAUUUUCAAAAGCAAAAUUUGCGUAGGCCUUUGACUUUACUUUAUUUGAAUCACGAUUCCAAACACUGUUUUUUCCGUCGACUUUCACCGGUCAGCACAGAUUUCCCGGAUUUAUAAAGCCGAUUCUAUUAGUUCGAGACAGAUAUUUAUUAUUCAUUCUCGUAUUCUAUUCAUAUUGAAAGUUGGAUCUGGACAGUUUACCGUAACCCAAAUGCCCAUUUUUCGGAAAACACAGCCGGAUCGAUACUUUAGGUAGGUGUGUUAACGCGUUGUUGACAUGAUUUAGACAUUCAUAGCCUUGUCAGAAAAAAACAAUUAGGCCGAUUUUCAACGUCUUUUCCGAUAUUUGUAAAAAAUAUUUGGCCUAAAAACAUUUUUAGAAAUUCCCCUCGGAAGAUUCGUCGUUUCUCUCACUGUCUCUCCGCCCUCUCCUCUCUCCGUUUUCUCAAUUUUUAAACACUUUCUGAUAAAACAAAGGAGAGUUAUCUCUGCAGGGACCGGGCUUUUUCGACCCCAGUGGUAUUUAUUUUUAAAUAGUGUUUCUGAUUUUGGAGAUUAAGUAAUUUAGACGAAUUCUUCAUCGUGUCUACAAAAGCCAUUUUAUAAUAAAUAUUAAAAGGCAGCCAUCUCAUUUCACUUCCAUUUUACCUUUUUAUGGAAGGAAAGACUGAGGAGUUUUUUAGGGGUGUGCUUUUCUUGUUUUCCUUUCUCUGUCUUGUCAACGAUCAUUAAUUGUUUACUCUUUAUUUCAUUUAUCAUCUCGCUGAUAAGCUGCGUCGUAAGAUACGUCGGCGGUCACGUUGCGGACUCAAGUGAAACGUUGACGUUGAGAAACCGGGAGAAAGUAAUCCGGAGAGCACUUAUAGAAGAACGGCGGAGCGAUCGGUUGCAAAAAAUUCGCGAUAUUAAUCAUGGGAUAUCAAAGUAAAGAUUGUUUAUAUUGUGCUAUAAAUCACUGCUAUUUACAACCGACGUCCAAGCGACCUUUUAUCUCUUUCUUCACAUGACGUCGGUUGUUUUCCCGUUCUCGGACCACGUUGUUCCUGACGUACCCAAAAAACGCCCAUGUCUUUCGAAGCGUUCUUGAAGUAGCAUUUACCGUUUUUUACAAAUACUCUUGACUCAAAUUCCAUUUUUGUAGCUUAAAUCAGCUAAUCAUCUGGAAUGGAUUUGAAGAAGUGGCUUUCAUUAAUCCAAACCCCUCUGAUAAUCUUUCAAUUCAUGAUUAGAAAUUCACCCAACGUCAUCUUCCCUCUUUCAGCCACUUUUUUCUCGGGUUUACGGCAUUUGAGGAGGACGUGGAGAGACGGCCGCAGGGUCCCUUCCCCUCUCCCUUCCCCUUUCUCUCGUCUCCAUUCUUGUUUUGGUGUUCUCUUUUUUGGCACACGGACCGACUUACUGCGUUCCUUAUUUAAAUAAAAUUCAUUCGGCUUCUGGCCUUAAUCUCGUACAAUAUACAAGUCGCAUUUCGUUAAGAGAGCAGUAUCCGGCCGUUUCGCCGUAAAGCUCAAGCCUUUUGCGAAAAGUCGCAAAGCAGUUUUUUAUUACUGAGGGGGAUUACUAUGUUUACACAGCUCUGCAUAGAGAAACGGACCAACAAUGAUUCGUUGUUUGACAAUUGUCGAUUUGAAAGUUUUAAAAAUUGUAAAACGCUAUUGUAGCAACUUAUUUUAUUUCAGGUAUUUUGACAACACAUCAAACGGUUUCUAUUAUCAACAUUCCGGCACACAAGGCUGGAAACGCUCCAACGGCGUGCUAGACGCUCCAGAAGCGUCAUUCUCGAUUGAGCCCGUAGUUGCGUUUGUACCAACUACUGCUGACGCCACCGAAUUCGUCUCCUUCACUGACUCUGCACCUUUGGAUUCGGGCGAAGAGACCGAGGAAAAGGACCCAGAAGAAGUCAAUGAAAUAGAAGACGAAGAGGACGAGAACGAGAUGCCUUAUACCGGACAACCAGUGCAUCCUGGAAACGGGGUUAGUUUUUUUGUUAUGCAUUAUUCCUUGCUGUCUGAUGUAGCAUAAUUUAAAGAUUAUUUCUUAUAAUUAUUGAGACUUUUUGAAAGAAUGUAAAGACGCAUGCAACAAUACAGCUGUCCACACGAAAAUCUUUUCUGCCUUGGUUCCUCCGCAAAAAACACGCGUUUAACUAUCAACAGCCUUUCCCUUUCUAUUUCUCUGCCCGUUAAAACGGAGAAAAGAAUCAAUAUAGCCGGGUCGGAGAAUCGAUAGUGUCGUUUCGCGACUACAGUGACAGCCCAAAACCUUUUUUCCGAGGGGAAUUCUGUUGUUUAGAGGGAUUUUGUUGUUGAUUUUGUUAGAAGGCCAGUGUUUUUGAUCGAAAGUUAUGGUAGUUGAGGUAGGAUUUUUUAUGCGUCAUUACCUCAGUUUAAGUUUCAUUAAAUCUCGUUGCAUUAAGCUUAUAUUGACAUUUUCAGGUAGUAAAUUCAAACGGUGGCCUACGGAACGGUCCUCCAAGGGCUUCAAACGUAGGUACUGGACAUUUCAAACAAAAUUCGCGUGGAAGAAACGAAAACAGAAAUACCGAAGGUAAAUUUUUUGGUUAUUCUGAAUUUUGUUUGUAUUUAGGAGACAAAAAUCAUUGACGUUAGAGAAUAGGGACAAAUAAGCUUUCCCCGAUUCUUUUCAAUUUACAAGCAAAACUUUUUAAUUCUAGGAAAACAAACCGGUGGUCAUCGAAGAAAUUUUAAUAACAACAACAGUAAACCAACUAACGAUCAGUGGAACAAAAAUGCACAGAAUCCUCCACCGCCACAACAGAAAGCAGAUAGCACAAAUUCUGAAAAGCCAAAUGCCCAUAAAGCCUUUUAUCAAAGGAAUGACAGAUGGCAAGCGAGGAAUCCACCAAACCAGCCACCGAACGGCCAGCAGCAACCAAUCAGUGUUCAACGCGGCCCUCUGCCAGAUUGGGAUGAGGUUGCUGAAGCUGCUCAGGAUGGCGGUUUUGAUUACAUGGAUUUAAUGGAAACUCAGUAUUCUCAGUUGUGCGCUAUGAUGGCGUUGCCUCCCUUUGAUCCGACAAUGGCAAUGAAGGCAAAUCAAAUGCCAUAUAUGGUACCAUUUGUACCACAGAACGGCGGUCAGUUGUUCAGAGCUCCAGUAGUUACCGCUGGACCUCCUCCGCAAGCGCUGAACGCUACUACAAUGUCGCAUCCGGGUCUUCAAGCGGCAGCACAAGCUGCGCUGGACAAGAGGAUAAAGGCACAAGCCUCUAAACCUCAAGCUACCACGUCAACAGAUUCCCGACCAGAGUCAGUGGCAUCUUCUGUGACAUCCACCGUGCCUCCUACUCCAAAUGCGUUGUUAUCACCUAAUGGUGUACCAGUUCCACCAGUAAUUCGGCCACCAUUGGUUCCUCCUCCAAUGUUGCAGCCGUUUUUCCCAUCGUUUCCGGGUGUAGCGCCAGUGCCUUUAUUAACAGAAUUUAGGAAUGAGGACAUUAAGGCCGUCCUGUGCAAACAAAUGUAAGCGUUUUUGUUGUUUAAAUUGUGUGCCUUAUAUGCUGGUAAUAUGGUUAUUUGUAAAUUUCAGCGAGUAUUAUUUCUCUGUCGACAAUCUCCAGAAGGACUUCUUCUUGCGGCGACGAAUGGACAAAAACGGUUAUCUUCCCUUAUCUUUGAUCUCCAGUUUCCCUCGGGUUUCUAAUUUAACACGCGAUAUCAACGUAAUCGCCAACGCGUUAAUGGACAGUGAUAAGGUUGAGCUAGACAGUGCAAACAUGAGAGUGAGAACGAGGAUUAGCCCCGAGUCAUGGCCAAUGGAGUUUUCCAGUCAAAAGUCAGUCGAUGAAGAAGGAGAUCACACAAAGGAGGACUUGCCCGGUCCUUCAACGCCCACUUCAGAUGAAAAGAAAGAGGUUAAGGUUGAAGCCAAGCCACAGCCUAAAAAGGCAACGAAGGAAUCAAAACAAAGCGAGUACGACGUAAGUUUAAUCUCAUAAUCUAUUAUCUUCUGCUUUAGGAUGUUUUCGAAGAUCAACAAGGAGAGAAGCAAGAACAUCAUGCUCCUUCAGAGAAUUCUACGAAUUCUACCCCAAGGGUGUCGUACUCAGCUAUGGCUCAACAGUCGGCUCCAAAGGAUAAACCACAAGUUCAAAUUGUCCAGUCGCCGACAACCCCUUCGAAGUCGCAACCACAGACUCCAAAAUCGAAACCUACAUCUUCCAAGGACACCCCAAGAUCUUCUCGCGGUCCGCGAUCGCAGAGGGCGCAAAGCCCCAAAACUGAGAAAUCGGAGAAAGAGGAGAAGAAGGAAGGUGAUGACGACUGGCAAGAAGUUGCUCCCAAAAAGAAAAAGAAGCCAAGCAAACCAGAGGGACGCAGAAGAGGCAGACAUCACAACGCAGAAGGCGAACGCUCUGAACGGAGAAAAUCCUCAACCAAUGUGGAGAACGAGGAUUACAACACUGUGGAGGAGAUGCCCGAUCAGCAUAUCAAAAAACUCAUUAUUCUGACCCAAUCGCCGGCCACCAAGGCGAAGGAAAAGAGACUUAUGAGCGAAGAGAUUGAGCACAACCUCCGAAAGUACGAGGAGGCGCUGUGGCAGAAGGAGGGACGCCAAGAUGAGGUAAAAAACACUUUAUUGCGCUGUCUUCCCAUUUUUGUGCAAAUAGGUAUUCAGUAGUCAUGUUAAUUAUUCAGGCUAAAAAACCGGAAGACAGCGACAAACAGUCGAGUGAGACUUCCAGCGAAACCUCGUCUAACAGCAAUGAAAACAAAGAGCCUAAAGGCCCUGCGGGUUCGGUGUGGGCCAAGAAAGCCUUGGAAAGGGCCGCCGCCUCGGCAUCAAUGGUAAGCGGAUAUUUGAUGACCGAAAACGACCCAAUAAUUGGCAUUUAUUUCCAUUCACAUCAUAAAUUUUUAGCCCCGCAGUCCCAUUGCCAAGAGAGAACAGCAAGAGUCUAAAGUUCCUCGUUAUUAUCCAGCCCACAACAAAGAAAUUAAAGACCUAAAGAAGGACAAAAACUUGCAGCAACAAGUCUCCGUGGAGCAAGCGCACGGCAUGAAUGUUGGAUGGGUAUUGGGAGCUAGAAGUCGGAACAACUCAGUUAUUACCGCGUAAGUUGAUGCAUGGCAAGUAGAGAAAACAUGAAUUUUAUACGUCAUAAUCAUUCCCCUUUCAGUGACGAGACUUCGAUUUCGGUAUCUCAACCAAACUCGGUCCAUCCAUCAGUCGGUUUAUUCCAAGACAACGGAUUCGAAGAGCAAGUUUACUCUGAAUGGAAGGCGCGUUGUAUCGAGCAGCGCAAGGCUUGCGGUUACGAUGUCCCAGAGAUGAAUACUCUUUAUCGUUUCUGGUCGAUGUUCCUCCGCUCCAACUUUAACCGAAACAUGUUCACGGAAUUCCGUCGCUUGGCCUUGGAAGAUGCUGAUGCCGGCUUCAGAUAUGGAAUAGAAUCCCUCUUCCGAUUCUAUUGUUAUGGGUUGGAGGAGAAGUUCCGUCCUCCACUUUACGUCAACUUCCAGAACGAUAUCUUGGAUGAUGUGAGGAAGCGACAUAAGAAUUUCGGAUUGGAGAAGUUUGUCCAAUUCCAGAAGCGCUACAAGUUUGCGAAGCAGUUGGAUGUGAAUGCCGAGCUGCAGAAAGAGAUCAAGAAGUUCGAGAAAACCAGCGAAUACAAGAUUGUAAGGUUUAGUCGAUAAAUCGUUGACUGUGAAAACAAUUGUACCUUUAAGUUGAUUAAAUCCACCUUUUUUUAGUUUAUGCACAACUUCAAGAAGGAUCGAGAAGGCUUAGCGGCUGCCCAAAACUAG